CGCUAUUGAUGGAUACUAAUGACGUAAGUUUAGUCUGUAUUCGUGCUUGACGACGGGACCACUCUGUGUCUGGGUGAAGAAUGAGAAGGACCACCAUUUCCAUCAGAGGAAUUAUCAUUAGGACAAAUCGUUGAGUUUUUAAAUCAGUUUUUUUUGUGUGUUUUUUUUAAUUUUUUACAUUUCUAGGUGUUGGAAACUUUACAUGAGAUGAAAGGCGCAGAGAGACUCAUCUUUCUGGGCUGGCUGCUGACAGGUACCCUGUGUCAAGGUGGGGUGGAAGGAACGGUCUGCACUAAUCCUCCCAGGAACACGUCAGUAUCUGUGAUUCCCUCUGGCGAAGUGUUAGAAGGCAGUUCAGUGACUCUGACCUGCAGCAGUGAUGCCAACCCACCAGGGAUCAGCUACCGCUGGUACUCAGUGAGAGCGGGUGACACCAGAUCUACAGGCUAUGGGCCGGUCCUGAGGACCAAAAUCUGGGCGGACAAUACCCUCUUCUACUGUGAAGCCAAGAAUAUGUGUGGAGCACAUAAUUCAACGAUCACUAAAGUAACUGUGUGGUAUGGUCCUAAAACCAUGUCUGUGUCAGUCACCCCAUCUGGACCCGUGUUUGAUGGUGCGAUGGUGAAUCUGACCUGCAGCAGCAAUGGCAACCCACCAGUAAGCAGCUUCACCUGGUACAGUGUGAAGGGAGACCAGGCGACACAGCUUGGGGUUGGGACGAGGCUAGAGACCAGUGUGUCUGCAGAAGUCCACCAGUUUUACUGUGAGGGCAGAAACGACCACGGAGGACAGAACUCAACGCUGAUAGAAGUGGUUGUACAGUAUCCUCCCAGAAACACGUCAGUAUCAGUGAAUUCCUCUGGUCCAGUGUUGAAGGGCAGUUCAGUGACUCUGACCUGCAUCAGUGAUGCCAACCCACCAGUGUCCAGCUAUAACUGGUACUCAGUCGACGAGAGCGAAACACGCAGUGUAAUAGGAGUUGAACAGAUGUACACAGUAGCUAAUGUCAAUGGUAAUACACAGUACUUCUGCAUAGCUAAAAAUCGACACGGAUCGGACAAUUCAACAACGCUCCAGCUCGACAUUCAGUAUCCUCCCAGGAACACAUCAGUAUCUGUGAGUCCCUCUGAUUCUGUGUUAGAGGACAAUUCAGUGACUCUGACCUGCAGCAGCGAUGCCAACCCACCAGUGACCAGUUACCGCUGGUACUCAGUGAGAGAGGGGAAGGAGGACUAUGUGGCCUCUGGACAAAAAAUAAUCCAGGCCACAAUGAAUGUUAUUGACGGAAGAGAAUACUACUGUAAAGCCCAAAAUCAUCAUGGAGAGGAUCAGUCAGCGACUACAAACGCAUCUGUGGAGUUUGCUCCUCAGAUCUCAUCCUCCUCUCGCUGCCUCCACUCCAGAUCUCAGGUCAGCUGUACCUGUGACAGCCACGCUAACCCCGCCCCCUUGGUGCAGUGGCGUCUGUCUGGCCGACAUGUCAAUCAUUCCACAGCCACGGCCAUCAGGGAGGAGCCUCUGGGCAGAAUUGGCCUCAGGAGCACUCUGACCAUCCGUCAAUCACAAGAAGACACGCCCACUGCACUUUGCCUCAGCUCCAACUCUCAGGGCUCUGCCAGUCUGCAGCUUUGUGUCACCUCCACAGGUUACCAGAUGCUGUCUCUGUUGGUGGGAGCUGGGGCAGGUGCUGCUGGGAUGCUGUUGCUGUGUGUUGUAACAUGUGUCAUUGCCAGGAGAUUGCAUGCCAAGACAACCUGGGAUCUGAAACCGGAGGACAUAACAGAGCUCAUACUAACUGACUGGACUCUCUCUCAGGAAGAGGACUCUCUGUACGCCAGUAAAUCCACACUGACCGGACACCCGAGAGCCAACGGGGCCAAUGGGAAAGGGACCAGAGGGGUUAAUCCAGACCUCCAUGGGCCCCAACCCACAGACCCUCCUGGAGGUCUACACUACAAACCCCCACCCAUAGGCCCCCUUAACAGUGAUCACGUACCCCUCCAGCACUCCAGCCUGGACACCACCACGACCAGGAUAGAGGGGUAGGGAGCGGGGGGUGACAUCAGGGGUGAGAGAGA
Oncorhynchus mykiss (rainbow trout) is the source of this 2078-nucleotide messenger RNA. The record is from RefSeq and is a predicted model, not a curated record. Lineage: Eukaryota; Metazoa; Chordata; Actinopteri; Salmoniformes; Salmonidae.